This is a messenger RNA of Ylistrum balloti, 2848 nucleotides long. Its product is annotated as DNA-directed RNA polymerase III subunit RPC5-like. The record is from RefSeq and is a predicted model, not a curated record. The transcript is spliced from 16 exons. Bases 1 to 2067 code for a protein of 688 amino acids. Gene Ontology annotation, biological process: DNA-templated transcription. Gene Ontology annotation, cellular component: RNA polymerase III complex; nucleus. NCBI's taxonomy places the organism in Eukaryota, Metazoa, Mollusca, Bivalvia, Pectinida, Pectinidae.
AUGGCUGACGAAGAGGAUCCGGUCGAACAUGAGGUUAAUGUAUAUUUAUCCAAAACCCUGGCCGACAAGCUGCACCUAUUCCAGUAUCCAGUGCGCCCUGCUCACAUGACAUAUGAUGAAGCUUCUCACCUCAAUACUAAGAUCAAACCUGAUCAGAAGAAAGUUGAGAUAGAACUGGGUCUCAACACCAGGGGAGACAACUAUGCACGGAGUAAAGGAGAACAGAUUGCCAUCAAUGUAGAUGGGAGCAGCAAUCAGUCAGGCCAUUACAUCAGUGGAAUGAUGGACAAACAGGUGUUGAGUAGCGUGGCUUGUACUGAGACAGCAGGCAGGUACGCAGUUGGAGUUUGGAAAGAUGGAGAGGUACACCUAACACCUCUGCAUGCCAUUGUCCAAUUGAGACCUAAUUUUGACUACUUGGAUAGUGCAGACAGUCGGGUAAAAGUGGAGAUUGGAGCAGGAGAUGCUGGAGGAGAAUCCUCCCAGGACGAAGCAGAAGAAGAAGCCAAACCAAUUGCAAUGAAAUUUGCUCGCCAAGAAACAGAUGAGGCUAAAGCAAGACGACUGGCAUCUUAUGACUACUUACAGAAGAAACAAGAAGAGGAAGCUUGGCAUCGACUUCACUUUUAUAACAUCAAUAGUGGUGUAGCAGAAUCAGAGCGCCUGAAGUUGGUUUCCUCCAAAGGUGAUGAGAUAUCCGAGUUCCAGAUUCAGGCCAAUGAGUAUCUGAGAAUGUUGGUGCCUCCUCUUGGGGAGACACAGGAAGAGAAACCAGCCAUGCCUAGUAAUGUGUUAUCACUGACACAGCUAAGGACUAUGCCUCUCCCUGACCAAAUCAAGGCUCUCCUCACUAAUGCAAAGGUGAUGAGGUUCAGUCAGCUGAUGGCACUACUUCCACAGGGUACAGAAAGCAUGGGAGCCCUUCGCUCUCUUCAGCAGGUGGCUGUCCUUGUUCAGGGCUGCUGGGUUGUCAAAAGUGAGAUCCUAUACCCUAAGGAGGCCACCAGUCCACACAGCGGAGUGGCAGCUGAUCAUCUGUGUCGUGGACGCGACUAUGUGAUGUGGAGAUUCACACAGUCUAGUCAUGUGACCCGCAAAGACAUAGCAUCCAUAGUCAAGCUUCCAGCGGAGGAUGUCAAGGACAUUCUUGAGCAGAUGUCGAGGAUUAGAGCUAACUGUGGCUGGGAGUUUUUGUUUGCUUACGAUUCUGACUUUUCCAACAGAUAUCCAGAAAUUGUACAGAGACAGAAGAUGUUGUGGGAUGCUAAAUAUCAGGGUUUAUGUAAUCAACUGAAGAUUCCUAAAGAACAUGAAAAGAAAUUCAAAGACAGAGACUCUGGGUUACCUGCAGGAGAGAAAGUUGUAAGGCGACGACGCAGUUCAUCCACCCGUAGUAAUCGUAAACGAACACUUAGUGGUCGCUCUGUGUCUGACCAUAGUGAUGUGGAGAUGGAUAUUUCCCUUAAGUCUGAUGUAGACAAUAGUACAGAGGACGAAGAUGUUCUUCGGCAGGAGAGCAUGGACACAGGGCCAGCAAUAAAUGGGGAAAGGUUGUCAGGUGGUGCUAACGCUGCAAGCUGUGAUAUUUCCUCUGUCUCAUUGGAGCUGAGGACAGAACUUGUGAAUUUUGUGCAAGAAAAAUUGUACAGCAGAUUUGUGUUAACUGCCAGUGAACUUAAACGUCUAUUCUCUGUAAAACAGUUACAAUGUCCGUCUGGGCAUGUGUUCUUAUCAGGAGUCACAGACAGUUUGUUAGAGGAAACAAUCAAAGAAGUGGGAGGAGUACGGUUAUCUAAUCAGUGGCCUUCCAAUACCAAAGCAGAACCAAUUUAUGCUCUACCAAAAACAGGGGACAAAUUGGAUAAAAUGAGAGCAAUCUUACUGGGUAUGUUUGAAAAGUCACAUAAAAUAUCACGGAAAACUUUUCUACAAUGUGUGGAGGAUGAAACAGGUCUACAGCUCAAUGAAUAUGACUCCAGAUUAUUACUAAAGGUCAGUGCUUCAAUGGAUUACUGUGUGCAGAAGGGUCCAAUGUGGUAUUUAAAGGGUACACAGGGUGAAUCUUGACAACAGCUCUCUCUUAGUGCUCAUUCCUGACAGCGUUGUGUAUAACUGUUUUAAUCCUACCUCUGUGGUAGUGGAGAACAAUGUGGACUUACUGUUGGCUAUAAAAUAUUUCAUUAAGGGUACAUGUUGCCUUAUAGAUGUCUAUGCAAACACCCUGCUUUUGUCUGUCAAAGACAAAGUUCAGGUAUCUGCUUUGAACGAAUGGCUUACAAGUUGUAUGGAACUCUUUUUCCAAAUGCAUAUCACUAUAAGGUAGCAUACAUCCUUAAUAUGUGAUGAAAGUGAAAUUUUCUUACAGAUGUAUGACAGGCUCCUUUGAGUACAGAUGUAACUGUAUGCUAGUCAGUGAAACAGGUCUUGUUGAUGUCUGCUAGCUAGAGUGAAAGAUACAGAUCAAUGACAGUGCUGAUAUGUGUUAGUAAGGAUGACCAAUUUUAUUUAAUACUAAUGUAUACUAAAUUAGGGCCAAAGAUCGCUGUACUGUUAGAUUUGAUAAAUGUUGCAAUGGUUGCAAAAAAAACCAAGAAGUUUUAAGUGCUCUUGUAUGCACUAGAUUUUUGCACACACCUAUGUCAUAGGUCUGAUUCAUUGUCCUUCUUCAGAAAAUGUUCUUAUAUUUACUGGAAAAGAGAUUCAUGACUUUGCAUGAUGUUCUGCACUAGAUAACCUAACUUCAUUUUUAUUGAAGGAAUACAUUGUCUGAAUCUCUUUAGAUAAAUAUAAUAUCAUUUUAAUGAUCAUUAUCAUCAAGACCAGUUACUUAUGAAAUUCUGAUAUCUGC